CAGACGGUCAAUCGCUCCCUGCCUUUUACUUAUGGAUCAACCGGCCGCAAUCCUUCAACCACACCACAGCAAGUGCACGCCGAACCCUCAACAUCCUUCUACGAGACUGGUAGCAACGUCGAUAUGGAAGACGCACCCCCGGCAGAUAACUCCUUGGAUUUCGAUCGCUAUUCCGACGACUACUCCUCGAAAAACGCCGCAAACAGCACCGUCCAGAUCACAGGCUCCUAUGGAAUAUACACACCGCUUCUCGGCACCGGCGGAAUGGUACACCGUAUCGACAAAGCAGCAGACACGCUUUGGGGCAAAUCCGAGAUCAACUUGAGGAGCGGCAUCCUUUUAUGGAUAACACCACUGGCCUCGCUAAACAGAAGACGGUCUCGUUUGGCUGGCGUGCUGAAGAUGAGGAUACUAGUGUCCUGAGAUUUGGACGUGGUUGUAAUGGGUCA
Molecule: messenger RNA, 449 nt
Organism: Exophiala aquamarina CBS 119918
Lineage: Eukaryota; Fungi; Ascomycota; Eurotiomycetes; Chaetothyriales; Herpotrichiellaceae
Exons: 1
Coding region: 124-423 (99 amino acids)
Source: RefSeq, a predicted model, not a curated record